AGAAAAAGCUCCGUGUUUUAGACUGGAGUUUGUUUAAGAACUACAAACUUCUACUUCUGUGGAAAAAAACUCCGGCUGUGGCGCAAUUGCAGCGUGCGGGAGUCAGAGUCCAAACGUGCCAACUCGGCGGACACGUAUUCCCCCCGCCGAGUCCGUAAAGCACUCGGCGAUUAAACGGUGUUCGGGGUUUGAUUUUUUCGACGAUGCUAAAAAGUGGGCUAAUGCUAAAAGUGCGUGCGGCGGCGUGACGGCGGCGUGACGGCGGCGCCUCAGGAAGGAAGGAAACUGAGCCGAGCCGAUCUUCUGCAGCGCUAGCACAACUUUCCCCGCACCUCCGGACCACCGUGACGCACUUUGGAAACGAUCCUGCCCUGGCUUUUUAAAGAAAUAACUCUCAGCUGAUAAGUUAUGACGUUUGGAAGCGCGAGAAAACCUGCGGCGACUCGUUUCGGCGACGCGCGGUUCUGACUUGGAAGUAUGACCUGAUCGUCGCCAAACCGGUUCUUCCGCGCGUUUUUACCGAAUAGUUUGGCACAGCAGCGACGCAAAAAAAAAAAAAAAAAAAAAAGGACAGCCCAUGGCAUCGGAUGUGCUCGAAAGCCAAGCGGCGUUGCAGGGCGUGACGGGGAUAAGCGAUAGAGACAAUAGCGGCGCGUCGGAGGGAGUCACACCCAGCGGGAGCGCACGGGAGCGGGGCGACGCGCAGCCCUCCAGCCCCUCCAGCCCGUCCACCUCCGGCAUGUCCGAGGAGUACGACCCCCAGGAACAAUCACAAAGCGUGUCCACAUCUGAUAAUAAUGGGAUAAGUUCGACCCAGACGCAGGACGCAGCAGCAGCAGCAGCAGCGGGGAGGAGGCGAUCGAACCCGGGUAAACUUUCUCCGACGCACGCCGCGCCCGCUGGAAGCCUGGAGCGUCAAGAGUCCAUCUCCACCACAGAAGCUCGUCUGCGGAUGGAGGGAGUGGAGCUGAAGGAGGAGUGGCAGGACGAGGACUUUCCCCGCCCACUUCCAGAGGAGGAGCUGGAGGAGGAGCUUUUUGGGGGGACGUCUGGAGAUGGAGACGGUUAUGAAUAUGAUCAGGGGGCGAAGAUGAGGAAGAAGUUGGCGGCUCCAGACAUCAGCCUGACCCUGGACCGCAGUGAGGGCUCCAUUAUCUCGGACGAGCUGGAAGAGAGCACGGAGCUGGACCUGGACGCCAUCGACACGCCCUCGGACAACAGCAACGAGUUUGAGUGGGAAGAUGACCUGCCGAAGCCCAAAGCCACCGAGCUGCUGGAGAAGGGGGUGGAGUCGGUGGAGGAGUUCACGGCGUCGGAGGAGAGGGAGGAGGGGCGCAGGUGGAGGCUCUUCAGGAUCGGGGAUCAGGAGCAUAAGGUGGACAUGAAGGCCAUCGAGCCGUACAAGAGAGUCAUCAGCCACGGAGGUUACUAUGGAGACGGGUUGAACGCCAUCAUCGUAUUUGCCGUGUGUUUUAUGCCUGAAAGCAACAAACCAAACUACAGAUACAUUAUGGACAAUUUAUUUAAGUAUGUGAUUGGGACACUGGAGCUUCUGGUGGCAGAGAAUUACAUGAUAGUCUAUUUGAACGGUGCCACGUCACGGAAGAAGAUGCCAACUGUGGGCUGGCUACGGAAGUGUUAUCAGCAAAUCGACAGAAGGUUAAGAAAGAAUUUAAAGUCUCUCAUAAUUGUGCAUCCGUCGUGGUUCAUCCGCACGCUGCUGGCGCUAACGAAGCCUUUUAUAAGCUCCAAGUUUAGUCAGAAAAUCAAAUACGUCUUCAGUCUGGCAGAUCUGGCAGAACUGGUUCCAAUGGAGUACGUGUCCAUCCCAGACUGUAUCAAAGAAGUCGACCAGGAGAUGCACGGCAAAGUGGAGGUGGCGGCUGCUGCGGUUCCCGAGUGAGCCUUUUUGUUUACGACGUGGACUGUGUAUAUAAACGGACACGGCUAACCUCCCGACCGUCCCGUUCCAAAUAGGAAGCGAGCGUGGACGCAGCAGCACUUUCCGAUCCGUCGACUCCCGCCUUCAAUUCACUUCGUAUCGAGAAACCGUCACCGUUUUGUGUAACUGCUGCUGUCAGGCUCCUCGUUUUCGGUCUUAAAUGUUCGUAUUUACCCGCUCUGGUGUUUUUAAUUCGCGAUUUUGUCCAGAAAUUUGAAAUUCCGCCCCAUAAUUUGUAGCCUCGAUGAGCUUCGUUUGACUGGAGCCACUGUGGACGACGUCACACUCCCUUAGUCCACUUCUUUAUACAGUUUAUGGUUCGCGCUGAGGACGACUACAUGAAGAAUCACCCCUGGACUGUUUUAAUAAAAGACCGGACACUGU
Boleophthalmus pectinirostris (great blue-spotted mudskipper) is the source of this 2326-nucleotide messenger RNA. It is a transcript of the gene bnip2, whose product is annotated as BCL2 interacting protein 2. Lineage: Eukaryota; Metazoa; Chordata; Actinopteri; Gobiiformes; Gobiidae. Gene Ontology annotation, cellular component: cytoplasm. The transcript has 10 exons. Gene Ontology annotation, biological process: apoptotic process. The coding region runs from base 578 to 1903 and encodes 441 amino acids. The record is from RefSeq and is a predicted model, not a curated record.